UGGCAUUCUCAGUUUCAAGUCUUCUCAUGGUGUUUUUCUUUGUUUCUUUGAACGGUUUUCAAUUGGGUUUUUCUUCGCAAUUUGGGAAUUUUAUUACUUGGGAAGAUAUUAGAAUUGAGAAUUACUUUGGUAGAAUGAGAAUAACUGAUCGAGAUAAUAGUAGUCGUGUGAUCAUGGUUGCGAAAGAUGGAUCAGGAGAUUCGUAUACGGUUCAAGGUGCGAUUGAUUUGAUUCCAGAUUUUAAUAAUCAACGAGUUAAGAUUUGGAUUCUUCCAGGAAUUUACAGGGAAAGGGUGUUAGUGCCUAAAACUAAACCAUACGUUUCGUUUAUUGCGUAUAGAAAUGCUGAAACUGUAAUAUCAUGGAAUACCAAAGCUUCUGAUAGAGAUAUAAAUGGGAAUGAAACUGGAACUUUCAAUACAGCUACUGUUGAUAUACAAUCUGAUUACUUUUGUGCAACAGGAAUCACAUUUGAGAACACAGUGGUUUCAGUUCCAGGAGGGCAAGGAAUGCAAGCUGUGGCGUUGAAAGUUGCAGGAGAUAAAGCUAUGUUUUUCAGAGUUAACAUUUUAGGUUCACAGGAUACUUUGUUGGACUUGAGUGGAUCACAUUACUUUUAUCAAUGUUAUAUUCAAGGAGCAGUUGAUUUUAUUUUCGGCAGUGCAAGAUCACUCUACCAGGACUGUAUUCUUCAUUCAACUGCUGGAAGUGUGGGAGCAAUUGCAGCUCAUCAUAGGAAUUCAGCGGAUGAAGAUUCGGGGUUUUCGUUUGUCAACUGCAAAGUUAAUGGAACAGGCUCCAUUCUCUUGGGAAGAGCUUGGGGUAAAUAUUCUAGAGCAGUUUAUUCUUACUGUGAUUUCGACGGAAUUAUAGCUCCCACUGGAUGGAGUGACUGGGGAGACUCAUCAAGAAGAAGUACUGUGUUGUUCGGGGAAUAUCAGUGUCGUGGUUCGGGUGCCAACUUGGAAAAUCGAGUACCCUGGGCGAAAACAUUCAGCUUUGAAGAAGCAAGACCAUUUCUAGAUAUGACUUUCAUUGAUGGAAAUGAAUGGUUAAGACUUUGAUUCUCUCACUGUUGUAUACUAGACAUGCUUUAAUCAAUGGAAGGAUACUACACAUAUUUUCAGUACAUACAGCCUCUCAAAUGUCAAACAAUGCUUAUUCAAAAUAUGUACAGACAGGGAAAUUGGUGCCUUUGCUUAGCAGAUUAUGAACUUGAGUGGUGUAAGCAAGUCAAGAGCAAUGAUAACAAUUAACAAGCUAGCUGUUUACAUCAGAUCAUCGAUCAGCCAAGUAACAAAUUUUCGACAAAUACAAGUCAUACAUAGCGAUAAAGUAAAUGAAAGGAAUCAUUUACACUGAUGUAAGGAUGCUUUUAAAAUGGGAUCAUAGAUAUGUGAUGAAGAGUUAAAUGAGGUGGUACUAGCCUAGCCUUUUAAGGGUGUCAUGUGUCCAUUUGAUUGUUUGUUGUGAGUGUCUGCUGCGUACACCU
Messenger RNA from Papaver somniferum (opium poppy), 1492 nucleotides. Its product is annotated as pectinesterase QRT1-like. Bases 27 to 1064 code for a protein of 345 amino acids. NCBI's taxonomy places the organism in Eukaryota, Viridiplantae, Streptophyta, Magnoliopsida, Ranunculales, Papaveraceae. Gene Ontology annotation, molecular function: pectinesterase activity. The record is from RefSeq and is a predicted model, not a curated record. The transcript has 5 exons. Gene Ontology annotation, biological process: cell wall modification.